Molecule: messenger RNA, 4659 nt
Organism: Acyrthosiphon pisum (pea aphid)
Lineage: Eukaryota; Metazoa; Arthropoda; Insecta; Hemiptera; Aphididae
Exons: 3
Coding region: 1-4659 (1552 amino acids)
Biological process (GO): DNA integration
Molecular function (GO): nucleic acid binding
Source: RefSeq, a predicted model, not a curated record
AUGGCGGGUGGAGAUGAUGCUGAGCUCGAGCGUACAGAACGCGCGGUAGAGCGCGCCAAGACUAAGCGAUCGACUGUGAUAAACCAGAUUAAAAAUGUGCAUCAGUAUGCGCUUCGACUUAAGGCGGAGCCCGAGUUAGGUCCGACUGUGACAAGUCUAGCCGGUGAUUUGGAUGCGCUGUGGAUACAGUGUAGAACUGAGGAUGAUGCCGUGUUGGACGGCUUGGUUGAGCUCGGUAGGCUCUCCGAGUAUAACGAGGCGUUAUUGGCCGAGGUGCGGACUUGUAUUAGUGCUUGUAAGAUUGCGGCGGCGACGUUAGUCCCUAAGGGAGCUGAGGCUGUCGAUGUUUCGUACCUUAAGGAGACGUUAGGGUCAACCGGUGCGUCCGCGCGAAAUCCCGCGCACGAUCACGCUAAACCGUCAGCACGGUUACCGGAGAUUCCCCUCCCGGAGUUCAACGGAGAUUUCCGACUAUGGCCCACGUUUCGCGACCGAUUUACAGCACAAGUUGAUUCGCGUGAUAUUUCCAACAUCGAUAAAAUGUAUUAUUUAAUAGGGUGUCUCAAGGGCGACGCGGCGGAGGCGUUACGUGGUAUUCCGGUGUCCGCAGAUAAUUAUGUGCUCGCAUGGUCCGUUUUAUCCGAGCGGUUUUAUCGACCGCGAUUAGUUGCUACGUCAUUAGUUGACAAAUUGUUAAACUCGCCGUCUAUGUCGCAGGAGUCGUUAUCGGACCUUAAUAAUUUCGUAAGCACUUUUAACGAAGGUAUUUCGCUACUCAAAGCGCUCAAUGUACCGAACAUGGGCUCUUUCAUUUUAUUCACGGUCGCGUUCCGACGUUUACCUGUAGCUACGCGUAAAUUAUUCGAGUCGGAUAGUAAGGCGGAGUAUCCGUCAAUUGGCGAAUUAUUAAAAUUUGUCCGCACGCGCGUGUCGAUAUUGGAAGUCGUUAGUGAUCCGCCGAAGGUUGGUACCUCUGCCGCGCAAGCAUCCAAGGCGGGCAAGCCGUCAGGUAUAGCGCGCAAGGUGGGAGAUUACGUCGGGAAGUCGAACGGUCCCCGGCCGAUGUCGUUCGUAACGGCUAAGGGGGAUGCGACUUGUCCGUGUUGUGCCGAAUCGCACGCGUUAGGCAUUUGUGCGCGUUUUAAGUCGUGGUCGGCCAAAGGUCGUACCAAAUGGGCCCGUGAGAAUCGUGUGUGUUUUAAUUGCUUAUAUGUUGGUCAUUGGAUUCAAAAAUGUAAGUCGAAGCCUAAUUGUAAGGAAUGUUCGCGCAAGCACCACACGCUUCUACACUUGUCACCCGACGAGCUGCAGGGCGGGGAGGAACCACCACCGGUCGAACCGGCGGUGUGUGCGUCUGUUGUGAAUCACCCGUCCCUCCACCGGUCGUCCGCUGUUGUUUUAGGUACCGCGCUCGUGCACGUGCGAGAUAACACCGGUUCGGUGAAAACAAUGCGUGCGUUAAUAGACAGCGCGUCGCAGAUCAGCGCCGUUACCGCCGAGUGCGUAAAACGACUAGGUUUAAAAAUAUCGCGGUGGACUGCACCGAUAAGCGGGUUGUCGGGGACAACAGUCGCUGAAGUUCAAGGUCAGGUUGAGUGCAUAGUACAGCCGCGUUUCGCGUCUGAUCCGAUUCUGCCGGUGCAGGCAUGGGUGUUACCAACCAUCACGACCGAUUUACCUCAAAAGUCAUUAUCAAUAGAUAUUAAGAAUCGAUAUUCUAAUCUCGCGCUCGCGGAUCCAUCCUUUCAUUUGACGUCGCCGAUCGACUUGUUGUUAGGAGGGGACGUGUAUGGUUCUAUCAUGGACGGGCGUAAGGUGUCGAUCGACAGUACAUUACCUACUGCUUUUAGUUCGGUGUUCGGCUGGAUCCUUAUCGGCCCGGUUCCCGAACGCGCAAAUGGUUAUUAUCAGUCGUUGCCGGUGUCAAUGACCGCGUCGAUAGAGUGGAUAAUGGAGCGCUUUUGGCACGUCGAGGAGCCUGAGGACGCGCCCGUUACGUUUACCGAGGAGGGGUGCUGCGAACAGAUAUUCCGCGACGAAGCUACGCGUUUGACAUCAGGUCGCUUCGCGGUUCCGUUACCAUUUCGCGCGCCGGCAGAAACGUUCGUUGGGUCUCGCGAGGUAGCUACACGGCGUUUUGACGCUAUCGAGCGUAAACUAUCUGCGAGUCCCGUAUUAAAAUCGUUAUACGUUAAUUUUAUGUCUGAAUAUAUCGCAUUAGGACACAUGUCAGUGGCGACUUCCCCGGGGCGAUAUAUAAUCCCCCACCAUGCUGUUUACCGUCCGGAAGUCGAUCCUAAUAAAAUUCGUGUAGUAUUCGACGCGUCCGCGCGAUGUUUUCGCGGACCGUCGUUAAAUGAGUGUUUGUGGCCAGGCCCAAAAUUACAACAGGAUAUUGUGGAUGUUCUAACUCGUUUUCGCGUUCACAAAUAUACGUUUACUACGGACAUCUGUAAGAUGUACCGUCAGAUUUUAAUUUUGCCGGAAUAUCGCAAAUUCCAACAUGUGUUGUGGCGCGCGUCGCCGCAUGAUGAAUUGCGUGAAUAUGAGUUGCACACCGUGACGUACGGUGUGAAUUGUGCCCCGUAUCUCGCCUUACGCGUUUUGCAGGCCAUCGCGUCGACCGAUUGCGACGGUUUAGAUUCUGUACGUAACGCGCUCGAGUACCAAACUAAGUCAGGUUUAGAGCUAAAGAAAUGGGCCUCGAACACGCCGGCCGUGUUGCAAGCUGUUCCGGCCGCCGAUCGCGCGUGCGCGCCAAUGCCGUUUGGUGAUGACGACGGAUACGGCACUAAGGUGUUGGGUCUGGCGUGGCAUCCCGACCAAGAUUAUUUUUGUUGCGCGUUAAGUCUCGAACCGUCGCCUGUCUUUACGAAGCGCGGUAUUUUAUCGCUUGUUGCUCGCAUUUUUGACCCGUUAGGUCUUUUCGGUCCCGUGGUGUUUCUCGCGAAAUCGAUCAUGCAGCGGACGUGGCGACACAGUGUCGCAUGGGACGACCCGCUGCCGGACGAUAUUCACGCAGACUGGGCCGCAUUUGUCUCCGAGUUACCGUCGUUAUUAGGUGUCCGUGUACCGCGACAUAUUAACGGCCGUCAAGGCGCUCCCUGUUAUUUGUUAGGAUUUUGCGAUGCGUCACAGGUCGGGUACGCGGCUGUCGUGUACGUGCGGAUGAUAAAUAUCGAAGUGGACAAGUCAGUGUUUCUAAUUGGUACUAAGACCAAGUUAGCUCCGACGAAAGCGUUAACGGUCCCGAGACUAGAGUUGAAUGCUGCAGUAUUGUUAGCCCGUUGGUUAGGUCGCAUUCAAAAAAUAUUAUCGCCGCAACUCGAUGUUGUCGGUUUACGGGCUUGGUCGGACUCCACGAUCGUGCUGUCGUGGUUGACAGCCCCCCAUGAAUCAUUCAAAGUUUAUGUGUCUAAUCGAGUACACCAAAUUCGCUCUUUAUUGCCGGAUUGUUAUUGGCAACACAUCGUGUCGGCCGAUAAUCCCGCCGACUGCGCGUCGCGAGGCGUCAUGCCGGCAGCUUUAGCGCGACUUGAUUUGUAUUGGCGUGGUCCACAGAUAGCGUACGGCGAGCCAUCGGAAUGGGACGAUUCCCGCCCGUCGCUACCUCUGUGUGACCUGCCUGAAUUGCGCGUAGUGUCGUGUGCCGCGCGCGUUGACAACGAAGAGAGGGAGUGGUUAGAUGCGAAACCAUCGUAUCCCUUUAUGGCUGAUUUACCGGGUCCGCGUGUAAAGCCGCGUCGACCGUUCGAACAAGUAGGGGUCGAUUAUGCGGGACCUUUACAAUUGAAAGAGCUGCGGCUGCGCAAAUCGCGCAUGUUUAAAAUUUACAUUGCCGUUUUCGUGUGCUUCACGACUAAAGCCGUCCACCUUGAAGUGGUAACGGAGUUGUCCACUGACGCGUUUUUGGCCGCGUUCGACCGAUUCGUCGCGCGCCGCGGGUUACCCGCCGACGUGUAUUCCGACUGCGGCACUAAUUUUGUCGGCGCUGAUAAGCAGUUGCGCGCAUUAAUACAAAGUCCCGAGGGCCAGACCGCCGUUGCAAAUGUUCGCGCGAUGUGUACGUGGCACUUUAACCCUCCGAGUGCACCUCACUUUGGGGGUCUGUGGGAGGCGGCCGUUCGGUCUACGAAGAGGUUGUUAGUCCGGGUGAUAGGAACCCAUGUGUUUACGUACGAGGAGUUUACCACAGUGUUAACCCGCAUAGAAGCGGUGUUAAAUUCGCGCCCGCUGACGCCCGCCUCGACCGAUCCGCACGAUUUGGAGUGUUUGACUCCCGGGCAUUUUUUGAUUGGGCAACCGCUACUCGCCGUACCGCCGAGAUCGGGCCCCGAGCCCGCCCGUAACCUUUCUGAUCGGUGGAAGUUAUUGGAUCAAUGUCACCGUGCGUUUUGGCGUCGUUGGUCAGCCGAGUACCUAACCACUCUGCAAAGCAGACCAAAGUGGACCGAGGGGGUUCCCAACCUUAGUCUCAACGACAUGGUCGUCGUGAUCGACAGCCAGAGUCCACCGUUGUUAUGGCGCCUCGGCCGUGUGAUCGAGUUGUUGCCAGGUUCCGACGGUCACGUCCGUGUCGCUCGGAUCCUCACGCGCGCUGGUGUAGUUACGCGCCCUGUGGUCAAGUUGGUAAAGUUACCGACCAAUGUUCUAUCUUAG